ACCACGUUCCACUUCAGCUACAGACAUUUUGUCUUUUUAAAACACCUUUAACACAAUACUAUUGUAAACUAUUCAAAUUUUACAACUUUUCAAUGAAAUCAAGUUAGGAGUUGAAUCCAAUGACAAAACUGAUACUCUGUGAAUAUUGAUUGGUAAAAAAAUGGCUGCUUUAAAGCAAGAAAAUGCAAAUGUAUUACUUCUGUGGAAUACAAAUACUCCAUAUUUUGCUGAUUCAGUUGAAUGGUGUCCACAUUCUCCAUACCAACACAUAUUUGUUUGUGGAAUGUAUCAGUUGGAGGAAAACAAUACCAAAGGUGAACAGAAGCGAUUAGGUGCCAUACAUUUAUUUUCUGUUUUAGAAAAAUGUAUUUGUUUGCAAAAAUUACAGCUAUCAGGAAUUUUAGACAUGAAAUGGUGUCCCUAUAAAGUGAAUGAAAAAUGCUUAUUAAGUGUGGCUCAUGCAAAUGGAACUAUUGGAGUUUUUCAACUAAUUCAAGAUGAUAAAAAAGAAAAUAAAAUUCAAUUAGAACAUAUUUUAUUUUCUGAAAUUAAUCCAGUUUUUCCGAAUUUGAUAUUAUCACUUGAUUGGUAUCAAGAGAAAAACAUAUUGUCUUCAAAUUGUAUGGUAUCCAGUGAAUCUAAUGGAAAUAUUGACUUAUUACAAUUAACUGAAAGUGAGUUGAAAGUAAAAUUAAAAUGUCAAGCCCAUAUGCAUGAAACUUGGAUUGUUUGUUUUGAUUACCAUAAUAAUAAUAUUAUUUAUUCCGGUAAGUUUUGAUAUGUUUUUAUAUAAUUAUUCUAGAUUUUAUUGUAUUACAAAUAUAAAGGCCUUAGUGUAAUACAGAGAAAAACUAUAAGUAAUUUAAUAAUUUAUUUUUUGGAUUUGUAUUGUAGAAAGUAAGAUAGAUUUGAACACCAAUUAAACUCAAAAUAACCUAGGCCUACUUCUUAAAGAAAACUGAACUUUUUGGUUUAAAUUUCCUAAACACAAAAAAUCCAAUGCCUUUGAGCCUUGCUGGCUCAUCACUAGGGAUACAAAUUUUUUAAAUGUUAAUUAAACAUUUCAGUCACAAACACAACCUUUUUUAACCAGUAAUUGAACUUAAAAAAGGUUUAAAAAGGUUGUGUUUGUGACUGUUUAUUUCUCACUCCAGUUUUUCUGAGAAGAAAUAGACUAUUAUGUUAAACAUUUCAAAA
Messenger RNA from Centruroides sculpturatus (bark scorpion), 1197 nucleotides. Its product is annotated as diphthine methyltransferase-like. The coding region runs from base 161 to 778 and encodes 205 amino acids. Gene Ontology annotation, molecular function: protein binding. NCBI's taxonomy places the organism in Eukaryota, Metazoa, Arthropoda, Arachnida, Scorpiones, Buthidae. The record is from RefSeq and is a predicted model, not a curated record. The transcript is spliced from 4 exons.